GUUGUAGUGAUUUAUAGUGUGUUUGGUCUGUGCUGGUGACGCUGUGCCGUCAGAAAGUUCACCUUUCCAAGAUAUUUCGUGUGGUGAAUUAGACAUGGAUCCACUGUUGCCCACCCUGAGCAUUGUUGACACCAGUGUGCCACAGGACAGACAACAGUGCUUUCUUAAAGCAUCGAAGGACGCCAAGACCCUGGCCUCUCGCAACAGGUGCUUCGAGUGGAACACUAGCCAGGACAAAAAAACUGCUUGUGAGGAAGCUAAAAAAAGAUGCCAGCACAUUACUUGUGCGCCAUCUGAGGUCCAGUAUCUCGGCCAGCUCAUUCUAAACUUUGGCAAGUACAAUGGACAAAGUUUUAAAUGGCUGGUGGAGAACGACGUUGGCUACAUUAAAUAUGUGCUGGAUCUACACAUCAAGGAGCGUCGCCAUCAAGGAAGAAAAGAGGGCCCAGGUGAGUAUAUAAAGGAUCUUCUGUUACAGUAUGUGCAACUGUUUCCACAGGUUUCCUGCCACCUCGAGGUCAACGUCGACAGGGCCAUCUACGGUCAGGGCCGCUUCAGAUCCUUCACGUUCCUGGAGAUGUGGCAGUGGUACAGCCUGCACAAGACCCUGCAGGCGGAUCCACAAGCUGGUAGUGCCCAAGAAAAGAAGAUGGCACAGGAGGCGUUCUGCUCUGUGCGGCAGUGGCUGACGAUGAAGGAGGAGGACAUCAGCGUCAAGACACUGAAGCGGUUCCGGCAGUACAUUCUCAACAAAGAGAAACCCCUAGAAGACAGGCCUCUUCCUGCAGCGGCGGCCAGCUCCAGCUCGUCGGGAUCUAGAGGUGAUGGUGGAUGGGCGGAUGAUGCGCUACUGGUGGAAGCCCUCAGUGCUUUCGAAGCACAAGCAGUUGAGGACAAAGGCGGUCUGCCGAAGAAACCACUCAGCUUCCCUGAAAGACAAGGAGCCGGGGAAGCAAAGAGAAGAAAACGUUCCUGUGAAGAUCUUUCACAGAAGCCCCACUCAGACUCUCCACUGUCUGCUGUAAGUUUAUCAUUUGUACAUCACAAUUAGGUGGUGUAUAUACUCCUGAAUACAGUUUUGUGAGCAUAGAUGGGGAGGCCGUGCAAAAAGUAUGAAUAUGUCAAUGAA
Danio rerio (zebrafish) is the source of this 1129-nucleotide messenger RNA. The record is from RefSeq and is a predicted model, not a curated record. Lineage: Eukaryota; Metazoa; Chordata; Actinopteri; Cypriniformes; Danionidae.